Choloepus didactylus (southern two-toed sloth) is the source of this 1389-nucleotide messenger RNA. It is a transcript of the gene ISX, whose product is annotated as intestine specific homeobox. Gene Ontology annotation, molecular function: RNA polymerase II transcription regulatory region sequence-specific DNA binding; DNA-binding transcription factor activity, RNA polymerase II-specific. The coding region runs from base 1 to 1389 and encodes 462 amino acids. NCBI's taxonomy places the organism in Eukaryota, Metazoa, Chordata, Mammalia, Pilosa, Megalonychidae. The transcript is spliced from 9 exons. Gene Ontology annotation, biological process: regulation of transcription by RNA polymerase II. The record is from RefSeq and is a predicted model, not a curated record.
AUGCCAGGAUCAUACCGUGUCAUCCCGCAAGGCGGGCAGCUGGCCCUGGGGCUGGGGUCCCGAAGUUCUGUGCGCAGAACCAGCCUUGCCUCUGCGGUGUUCCCACCACCCCACCUAGUUCCCCCGAGGGGGACCUUCCGGGUCCCCGGGCCUAAGGCCUCCAGGAAAUAUCCGAGGGCUGACUUUGGCCGCGAGAAAGCAGUCUGCCUCCCUGACUUACCCUGUUCUGGGGACUGCGAGGACCGGGUGGGAGCCCACGAGGAGGAAGGCCGCGGCGCCAGGCGAAACCUGAGGCCACAGCGCCCCCUGGCGGUGGGCGCGCGCCCGCCCCGCCGCUCCCCUGUGCUCGCGCAGCGGUGCGCGGACGAGGUGGCUCGCCUGUCCUCACCCUUGACCAACCACCACAAGUGUCGGACACAGCCUUUUCUGCCCCAAGUGGAAGGAAACUUUCCGUCUCCAUGCAACAUCUCCUUCACCCAGCCUGGGGUGACCCUGACCCCGAUGGGGCCCCAGCCUUGUGGCUGCAUCGACCCCAGGGACUCCCGGCCUAGGCUGGUGAUCGUGAAAGCAGCUGCCUUCAGGAAAACUCUUAACUGGAAGAUUCAACCCCAAUUUGGCAAUGGUGACUGCUAUGAUAUCAAGCCACUGCCCACAGACAGCACCACCGUGGGGCCUGCUUUCUGUGGGGGUAUGGAGAAGAUCUCAGGGUGCUGUAAGGCCCCAAAGAAGCUGGGCCUGUCCUUCUCCAUUGAGGAGAUCCUAAAGAGACCCACGGAGAGGAGCAAGGUGGUCAAGAUGGAAGGGUCAGGUGGAGAGAGCCCUGGGCAAGCAGCAGGCACAGCCUCCAGGUUGGAGGGACCCCCGCAGGACCAGCCCCCAGAGGAGAGGAAGGGCAAGCGGAGGGUCCGGACCACUUUCACCACGGAGCAGCUGCAGGAGCUGGAGAAGAUCUUCCACUUCACCCACUACCCAGACGUCCACAUCCGCAACCAGCUGGCGGCCAGGAUCAACCUCCCAGAAGCUCGAGUCCAGAUCUGGUUCCAGAAUCAGCGAGCCAAGAAGCGGAAGCAGGAGAAGGGUGGCAGCCUUGGACCUCCACAGCAGCCCAAUGUGGCUGACUCAGCCCCAACAGCAAAUCUCACCAUGGCCGGCCCCAGGCCAAUGCCCACUGCUCCGCCCAGGCUGGCUCCUCCCACGGGGUGUUUUCCACCAACUCACCGCCAGCUGGUCUCUGCCUGGGUCCCUGCCCAGGUCACCCUCCUCCCCAGCUACCCAUGGGAGAAGCCACCGCUCCUGGACCCUCUCGUCCAGCACACCUGCAUCCUUGCACCCCACAGCCUCCCACCUCUGCACCCCAAGUGGGGCAGCAUCUGUGCCACUUUGACUUAG